Molecule: messenger RNA, 2418 nt
Organism: Anopheles coluzzii
Lineage: Eukaryota; Metazoa; Arthropoda; Insecta; Diptera; Culicidae
Exons: 2
Coding region: 1-2418 (805 amino acids)
Source: RefSeq, a predicted model, not a curated record
AUGGAGCAGGAGCUCGCCAGGCAACUUGGGGUUAGCGGCGUUCUUGACCCGUUGUGUUUGCAGUACAGUGCGGGAGAGCGACGCGAUGAACGUGAUUCGGAAAGGGUAGCGGUGCAAGUCUCCAGUGCUGAAGAAAAUGCAUCCGCAUUUUCGAUGGCCGACGUGCGUACAGUCAGCCGGUUAUCGCUCCCUAUCCAAUCGGUCGAUGUGAACGAGUUGAAGCGGAAAUAUAAGCAUUUGGAGGCGAUUCCAGCUGCCUCGUAUGAGGCUGUUUCUCCUCGUUUACUAAUCGGUAUCGACCAUUACAGAUUGACCAGACCUUUGAACACUAUAGAAGGACAGCCAGGACAACCUACAGCUACGAAGACGCGUUUGGGAUGGCUCAUUUUUGGCAAAUGCACGGAUAACGCUAACGACACAUCCAUUGUGCAGCCGGAGUCUAGCUACCACGUAUGCGAUUGCCAAGGAGAGACCUCGCGGGCAGAUCGUAUGAUGGCAGCGUACUUCGAAGUGGAAGGUUAUGGUCCUGCGAAGGAGCCUUUGUUGUCGAAGGAGGAUCAACGUGCGAUGUCGAUUCUGCAAAACAACACAAAACACGUCGACGGGCGGUACACCACGGGCUUACUCUGGCGGAGCGACAACGUUUUCAUGCCGGAAAACCGUCAAAUGGCUCUAUCUAGGAUGGAGUGUCUGGAGCGUAAGAUGAGCCGAGAUACGAGCCUUGCGGAGAAAAUUAACGCGAUACUAGAGGACUACUUGAAAAAGGGCUAUGCCAGACCGAUAAGAGAGGAUGAGCUGAAAACCUUCUACCCUAGGAAAUGGUAUCUUCCAGUGUUUCCAGUGACAAAUCCUAACAAGCCUAAUAAAGUUAGGUUAGUAUGGGAUGCGGCAGCUGAAGUUAGAGGUAUCUCGCUGAACAAGAAGCUGCUGACUGGGCCUGACCUGUUGACGCCGCUGCAAGCCGUGCUAUUCCGUUUCCGUGAAUAUCGAGUCGCGGUGGCAGCUGACAUCCGGGAAAUGUACCACCAGGUACGCAUUUGCGAUGAUGACGUCCACAGUCAACGGUUCCUAUGGAGAUGGGGAAACACAAAUGCAGAGCCGCAGGAGUUUGUCAUGCUGAGGAUGACCUUCGGUGCAGCAUGCUCUCCAAGUACGGCGCAAUUCGUAAAGAACGAGAAUGCGGAGAAAUAUCGUUCCCUGUACCCGCGUGCAGUUCGCUGUAUCCAUGAAGAACAUUACGUGGAUGACAUGCUUACAAGUGUGGAAACGGAACCAGAAGCGAUUGAGCUGGCGUAUCAGGUGAGCGUAAUACACAAUAAUGCUGGAUUUUCUCUCCACAAUUGGCUCUCAAAUAGCAUCAAAGUCGUGACAGCGGUAAAAGGCACUGAGUCAACCCUCAAGGAAAUGGAUUUCGAACCGUGUCUAAAGCCAGAGAAGGUGCUGGGAAUGUGGUGGGACACCACAACAGAUAGUUUCGGCUUUAAACUAUCCCGUGUAAGACACCUGGAGCUGGCACGCAAGGACAAACCACCGUCCAAGAGGCAGAUGCUGCGGACUUUGAUGUCGAUCUACGACCCGUUAGGUUUGAUCGCAGGCGUGCUUUUUUAUUUGAAAGUACUUCUUCAGGAAGUCUGGCGCCUACACCUUGGCUGGGAUGACGAAGUUCCGGAAGAGAUCCAGCAUAAAUGGGACGCCUGGAUGGAACGACUGCCAGAAUUGGAAAGUUUCAUCAUACCACGUUGCUACCGACAGCUGGCGUCGCUCACCGAAUCAUCUCUACAGCUACACGUGUUCGUUGAUGCGGGUGCAGAUGGUUACGCAGCGGUCGCGUACUUCCGUUUUGAGUGCCAUGGACGUAUCGAGGUGUCGUUAGUUGGAUCCAAAGCUAGAGUGGCGCCUCUAAAGUAUCUUUCCGUGCCCCGCUUAGAGCUGCAGGCUGCUGUGAUGGGUUGCAGAAUAGCCUCGUCUAUAACUAGUGCUCAUCGAGAAACUAUUCGUGGAAGCUACUUCUGGACAGACUCGACUGAUGUUAUAGACUGGAUAAACGCAGACCACCGUAAGUACUCGAUUUUCGUCGCACAUAGGGUUGCUGAGGUGCUGGACACGACGAACGUCGACGAUUGGCGAUGGCUUCCAACUAAACUUAAUGUGGCGGACGAAGCGACCAAAUGGACCAACCUGCAGCAUCAUCUCGCCUCCGAACGAUGGUUUAGUGGGCCCGAGUUCCUGCAACUACCCGAAGCAGAAUGGAACAUACCUCGUCGAGUACCAUCGGAAACGUCCGAGGAGGUGCGGAAAAAGGAUAGGCUGAAGCUGGUCGGCAUCCACAUAGCGCGUCCGAUUUUCAUCGACUACGAGAGAUUUUCCCGAUGGACGCGGCUGGUCAGGACGAUGGCUUACGUGUGUCGGUCCGCUUAA